AUGCUAUACGAGGAGCGAGGUCGUCUCUGUUAUAGAUACGAUGCCGAGCAAGUCUGGAUCGAACCUUGGGGUGACAACGCCCUGAGGGUACGAGCGACAAAGUUGAGCACCAUGCCAGGCGAGGACUGGGCUUUGGAACGGAAAACAGAACCGCGGUCAAGCAUAGAGAUCUCCGAAGAUGGCGGGACGAUCUCCUGUGGCAAGAUAAAGGCAUGCAUCACCAGUGGGGGGAAGAUAACUAUGCGCAACAGGAAUGGCGAUGUUCUGCUCGAAGAAUACGCACGGAACCGGCGAGAUGUGCUUGAUCCCAAAUGCAGUGCCAUUGAAGUGGAAGCACGCGAGUUCAAACCAAUUCCUGGCGGGGAUUAUCACCUAACGAUGCGCCUUGAGAGCCUUGAUCCGAACGAAAAGAUCUUUGGUAUGGGUCAGUAUCAGCAACCUCAGCUUGACCUCAAAGGCCACGACCUUGAAUUAGCACAUAGAAACUCACAAGCCAGUGUACCCUUCGCACUCUCUUCGUGUGGGUACGGAUUUCUGUGGAACAAUCCAGCCAUCGGACGGGCAGUUUUAGGGAAGAACAUCAUGAGUUUCGAAGCUUACUCUACGAGAUCUCUGGACUAUUGGGUUGUCGCUGGCGACACACCGUCCGAAAUUGUAGAAGCAUAUGCAAACGUUACCGGAAAGGUGCCCAUGAUGCCCGAAUAUGGCCUAGGAUUCUGGCAAUGUAAGCUUCGUUACCAAACGCAAGAGGAACUUCUUGAAGUUGCUCGAGAGUAUCGACGAAGACAGUUACCAAUUGACUUGAUUGUUGUCGACUUCUUCCACUGGCCUAAACAAGGUGAAUGGAAGUUUGAUCCAACAUACUGGCCCGAUCCUGAUGCAAUGAUCAGAGAACUCGCCCAGCUGAAGAUUGAGCUGAUGGUAUCAAUCUGGCCAACAGUCGAUAAGCUCUCAGAAAACUACCAAGAAAUGCUGGAGCACGGAUAUCUUAUUCGGGUCGACCGCGGGAUUCGAACCGCAAUGGACUUCCAAGGUGACACGGUUCACUUCGAUGCCACCAACCCAGCUUCUAGAAAGUACGUGUGGGAAAAGUGUAAAACCAAUUACUACUCCAAAGGCAUCAAAGUGUUCUGGCUUGACGAGGCAGAGCCCGAGUAUUCUGUGUAUGACUUCGAUAACUACAGAUACUAUCUAGGCUCCAACCUCAGCAUCGGGAACCUUUAUCCCCGCGAGUAUGCGAGGGCCUUCUUUGAAGGCCAGGAAGGAGAGGGUCAGAAAAACAUUAUCAAUCUGUUGCGUUGUGCCUGGGCUGGGAGCCAGAAGUAUGGCGCUCUAGUUUGGAGCGGUGACAUUGCCUCGUCGUGGCCGAGCUUGCGAAAUCAAAUAGCCGCUGGUUUGAACAUGGGAAUUGCGGGCAUUCCAUGGUGGACGACAGAUAUUGGAGGGUUCCAUGGGGGCGAUCCCACCGAUGCCAAAUUUCGCGAGCUCUUCGUCCGAUGGUUCCAAUGGGGUACGUUUUGUCCAGUGAUGCGGCUGCACGGCGAUCGCGAGCCACGACAGCCGCAGCACGGUACAACGGGAGGGGCCACUUGCCGUAGUGGAGCUGAUAACGAAGUGUGGUCUUACGGACCGGAGGUUUACAACAUAUGCAAGAAGUAUAUGGUGAUCCGGGAGGAGCUACGCGACUACACCAGGAGUCUGAUGAUGUAG
Messenger RNA from Neoarthrinium moseri, 1710 nucleotides. RefSeq lists its product as uncharacterized. Gene Ontology annotation, biological process: carbohydrate metabolic process. The record is from RefSeq and is a predicted model, not a curated record. NCBI's taxonomy places the organism in Eukaryota, Fungi, Ascomycota, Sordariomycetes, Amphisphaeriales, Apiosporaceae. Gene Ontology annotation, molecular function: hydrolase activity, hydrolyzing O-glycosyl compounds; carbohydrate binding. The transcript is spliced from 2 exons. Bases 1 to 1710 code for a protein of 569 amino acids.